UGCUUCAUCAUGACUGUGUAGUGAGUGAUAGAAGUCAUAGCUAGUAGUAGCGGCAGUUGCGGCGGCAGUACUUCUUAGAUAGUUAUUUGUAGCUGAUAUUGACAAACAUCUUUAAGUACAAUACUAUAAGAUUAUAUAGUGCAUUUACGGGAAAUUAAAUCGUGAAAAAAGAACAGUAUCCACAGAUAUAAAGGCAGGAAAGGAAUCUUUUGGGGCAAGGACAAGAACCACAAUAAUAAUGGCGGAGGAAAAGAAACCUUUUUGCCGGCUUCCUACCGUCGUUCGUCCUUAUCACUAUGAGAUCUACCUUAAACCUGAUCUCAAGCAAUUUGUCUUUGAAGGCACAGAGAAUAUUUAUAUUGAUGUGCAUAAAGAAACCGAUACCAUUAUACUGAAUUCUUUGGAUAUUGAAAUUGAAAGCGUAACAUUUCAUUAUAAACCGGAGCAGUCCAUUGCUGUUACCAAGAUACAGUUGUCGAGUGAGGAAGAAACAGCUACACUACUUUUCCCUGAGAAAUUGACGUCGGAGAUGAAAGGAUACCUCAGACUCAAAUUUAAGGGCGAGAUUAAUGAUAAAAUGAAAGGUUUCUACAGGAGCAAAUGCACAGAAGUCCAUGGAUCUGUUCAGCAUGCUGCCGUGACGCAAUUCGAACCUACUGAUGCAAGACGUUGCUUUCCAUGCUGGGACGAACCAGCCCACAAAGCCACAUUCGCCAUUACCUUGGAAGUAUCCAAUGCUGAGACAAUUCUUUCCAACAUGCCCGUGAAGAAACUAGAAAAAAAGGACGAAGUAGCCAUCGUGGAAUUUGAAGUUACGCCGAUAAUGUCAACAUACCUGGUGGCUUUUGUGGUUGGAGAUUUUGAUCACAUUCAAGAGAAAACAAGUGAUAACGUUCUCGUCAGAGUGUACACUCCAAAAGGACAAAAGGAACAUGGAGAAUUUGCUCUUCAAGUAGCCAAGAAAGUUUUACCUUAUUACAAUAACUACUUUGGUAUCUCGUAUCCUUUACCGAAAAUAGAUUUAGUAGCAAUUGCUGAUUUUUCGUCUGGCGCCAUGGAAAAUUGGGGUUUAGUCACUUAUCGAGAAGUUUGCCUCCUGGUGGAUCCGGAGAAUACAUCUACAGUACACAAACAAUACAUUGCUCUGGUAGUAGCACACGAGCUGGCACAUCAAUGGUUUGGUAAUCUCGUAACAAUGGAAUGGUGGACACAUUUAUGGCUAAACGAAGGUUACGCCUCCUUCGUCGAGUUCCUCUGCGUAGCACAUCUCUUUCCUGAGUACGAUAUCUGGAGUCAAUUCGUAACAGACACCUAUAUUAGCGCUUUGGAAUUAGAUGCCCUGAAGAACAGUCAUCCAAUUGAAGUUCCCGUAGGACAUCCUUCCGAGAUCGACGAAAUCUUCGACGAUAUAUCUUAUCACAAAGGUGCGAGUGUCAUCCGAAUGUUACACUCGUACAUCGGCGACGAAGACUUUCGCAAGGGUAUGAAACUCUACUUGACACGUCAUAGCUAUUCAAACGCUGAAACUGAAGAUCUCUGGGCUGCCUUGGAGGAGUCCUGUAAGAAACCAGUACGCGCUGUCAUGUCCAGCUGGACCAAACAGCAAGGAUUCCCUGUACUAAAGGUAGAGCAACGUCAAGAUGGAGAUGACCGAGUUCUGAACUUGUCGCAGGAAAGGUUUCUGGCUGAUGGAUCCGUAGACGAAGAAAAGAGUCUAUGGAUGAUCCCCGUGAGCGUGAGCACAUCUCGAGCACCAGGCCAAGUAGCGUUUAGUGAGAUAAUGAAUGAACGUACCAAGGAGAUUACCAUAAAGAACGUGCCAGAAGGUACCUGGCUCAAGAUCAAUCCAGGAACAAUAGGAUUCUACAGGACUCGGUACAGUCCCGAGGACCUUUCGCUUCUGUUACCAGCAGUGAAGGAUCGAAGCCUUCCACCUCUCGACCGGCUGGGACUCCUAGAUGAUCUUUUCGCCAUGGUUCAGGCUGGACACACAUCCACCGUAGAAGUCCUCCGCCUAAUGCAGGCCUUCAAAGAUGAGGACAAUUACACAGUGUGGUCAAGCAUCGUCAACAUCAUGGGUAAACUCGACGUUUUAGUUUCGUCCCAUGAAGAUUCUCACGAGUCCUUUAAAGCCUUCGGUCGUUCACUGAUGCGCACAGUGAGUAAGCGACUUGGCUGGAAUCCUAAAUCCGGUGAAAACCACCUAGACACCCUCUUGAGAUCCUUGGCCUUAGGGCGCAUGGCUGCUCUUAAUGAUAAGGCUACCAUCGAGGAAGCAAAGGUACGUUUCGAUGCUUACGUAUCUCAAGGGAAAACACUCCCAGCGGAUCUACGCAGUCCUGUCUACAGGGCGAUCCUCUCCGUCGGCGAUAUCACGACCUACGAGACAAUGUUAAAGCUCUAUCGAGAGGCGACUCUACACGAGGAAAAGGAUAGAAUACUAAGAUCUUUAGGUGCCCUGAAGGACGAGGCUUUACUAGUCAAGGUCCUUGAAUUCGCCAUGAGCGACGAAGUGCGCGCUCAGGAUACCGUUUUCUCCAUUAUGUCUGUUGCCAUGAACUACAGAGGUCGUCAGCUCGCUUGGCGCUUCUUCAAGGACAACUGGAAAAAACUCAUGGAUCGUUAUGAAGGUGCUUUCUUACUUACUCGACUCGUCAAGUUCACUACAGAAAACUUUGUAACGGAGGAGGCGGCGCGCGACGUGGAAGACUUCUUCGCCAAGCAUCCUAUACCUGGUACUGAGAGAACGGUUCAGCAAAGCGUCGAAACUAUUCGCCUUAAUGCCGCCUGGCAUGCAAGGGACAUGGAAGCCAUCAAGAAUUUCUUGGCCUCGCAAAAGUAUGAGGAAGAAUAAAUAUAGCAGUAAGAACAACAAUGGGAAAAUAAUAGAAUAAUGUGCAUACUUUGAUAUUCGUGAGAUUCUUAAUUCUCUAGAGAGAACGAGUCACAAUAAAUGUUUUGGUGUGUUCUCAAACCACACUCAUUAACGUGCGAUAUAGAUAUGCAUAUACAUUCAGAACAAUUUGAAAAAUAUACUUAUUACAUGCUUAAUAAGCACA
Messenger RNA from Cephus cinctus (wheat stem sawfly), 3059 nucleotides. RefSeq names its product puromycin-sensitive aminopeptidase (gene Psa). NCBI's taxonomy places the organism in Eukaryota, Metazoa, Arthropoda, Insecta, Hymenoptera, Cephidae. Gene Ontology annotation, cellular component: cytoplasm. Gene Ontology annotation, molecular function: metalloaminopeptidase activity; peptide binding; zinc ion binding. The record is from RefSeq and is a predicted model, not a curated record. The coding region runs from base 239 to 2854 and encodes 871 amino acids. Gene Ontology annotation, biological process: proteolysis; peptide catabolic process. The transcript has 4 exons.